This is a messenger RNA of Linepithema humile (Argentine ant), 2329 nucleotides long. It is a transcript of the gene TTLL12, whose product is annotated as Tubulin tyrosine ligase-like 12. Lineage: Eukaryota; Metazoa; Arthropoda; Insecta; Hymenoptera; Formicidae. Gene Ontology annotation, cellular component: cytoplasm. Gene Ontology annotation, biological process: protein modification process. The record is from RefSeq and is a predicted model, not a curated record.
GGGAACAUGCAGUCUAUAUUUACUACGUCUAUGGACGCAAUAUGAAUCCUCUGUAAACAUUAAUUCCUGGUCUCUUCAGGUUUCAUGUAUUUUGCUAAAUGAAUGUUAAGUUCUAUGAAGACGGAUUUAGUAUAAAUAAAUUGACUGUCACAAUCAAUAUCUUCGAUUUCGAGAAAUACAUGUUCAUUAAUUUAUCUUGUAAUGGAUGGGACAAAUUUAUAUAAUGUAUUUCUUCAGACACAUGGACUACAACUUGAGUCUUACGGUAUUCCACAAUUAUUUUGGGAAAUUCUGUACAAGAAAUUAAAGGAUCAGAUUUUUGACGCUGGUCUAGUCUUCCAGUUGGUGAAAGUAGAAUACGAAGAGGGAGAAAAAUGUGUUACAGAUCCAGUUUGGAAAUUGCUUGUAUCUGCGCAAGAUGGAAUUUGUGCACAAGAUAGAAAUAACAUUUAUUUGAUUGAUCAUGCAUGGACAUAUGAUGUCUCCAAUGCUCAACAACAUUUAACUCAAGUACCUGCUCUGCUUGAUCGCAUGUGCUCUCUCAUGGGCUUAGAUACUGAUGCAGAAGAGCAAGAAAAAAUUGAAAAUGUUUUAAAUGAGAUGUGGCGAUACAAUCAGUCAUAUUCAAUAAAUUAUGGCGAGGUAGAAGAUAGGAUGCCAAUAUGGUAUGUUAUGGAUGAAGUUGGAUCAGCCAUAAAUCAUUGUGAUGAACCAAAUUUUAGAGCAGUGCCUUUUCUGUAUAUGCCAGAUGGUACUAUUUAUACACUUCUGUUUCCUAUAAAAGAUGUUGCUGUAGGCGAUGAAGUCACAAGGGAUUUUGUAGAAGGCCAGACAAAGAGUGCUCAAAAGAGACGUGCAUUAUUGUUGCCUUGGGUACACAGCACUUUUGAAAACGAAAGUUUUGAACAAACUGAACCAGACACAAAUUACUUCUCAACAGGGCAUGUUUCUGAAAGCUUGCCGGAAAAGAUGGAUACAAUCAAGAAAAAUAUCAGCCAAAAAUUGAAGGUUUUUUCACAGUACAGUAAUGUGAAUAAUUAUUUGACAGAUCCUGCAUUUGAAAUCACAGACAACAAAGAAGAAGCGGAUAUAUUGUGGCUCGUGUCGCAUUUUAAAAUGUAUAAGGAAUUAAGUAUUUCUUCGCCUCAUGUUUUUGUAAAUCAAUUUCCAUAUGAAAAUGUUUUGACGAUAAAGGAUCUCUUGUCGAUUGUUUGCAGAAGAAAAGCAACAAACAAAUUGUAUGAUUUUGACACUCUUGACACUUAUCCGGUUUGGUUACCGACGACGUAUAACUUGAGCACAGAAUUGGUACAAUUUGUUGCAUACUUUACGCAACGGGCAGAUAAGGAUUUGGAUAAUCAUUGGAUUUGCAAACCGUGGAAUUUAGCAAGAGGCUUGGAUACUCACAUCACUAAUAAUCUCUAUCACAUUCUAAGACUACCUUGUACAGGGCCUAAAAUUGCACAAAAGUACAUAUCACGACCAGUUUUGUACAACAGACCAAACGUUCAUCAAGUGAAAUUCGACGUGAGAUACGUCGUGUUGCUGAAAUCUGUAAAACCACUAUGCGCGUACGCUUACGCAAACUUUUUCUUGCGUUUUGCGAAUCUACCAUUUGCGUUGAAUAACUUUGACGUAUAUGCACAACAUUUCACCGUGAUGAAUUACAUUGAAGAGAAUCUCUGCCACGUGAAAUGCGCCGAUUUCAUCGUUGAGUGGGAAAAUCAAUAUCCGGAUUAUCCCUGGAAAACCUAUGUCGAGCCAAAAGUUCUUUCCGUGUUGCGACAGGUUUUUGAGGCCGCAGUCGCACAAUUGCCGCCAAGGGGAAUCGCCGAAAGUCCGCAAAGUAGAGCUUUGUAUGCCGCAGACUUAAUGUUGGAGUGGAGAGACUCGGAGAUGCAGCCCAAGCUUUUAGAAAUUAAUUUUACACCCGAUUGUCAGCGAGCGUGUGAAUAUUAUCCAGAUUUUUACAAUGACGUAUUUAAAUGUUUGUUUUUGGACAUUGACAAUCCAGAAAUCUUUCAUGUGCUAAAUUCGAUUGAAGUAUAAUCUCGCUGUUUAUAUAAAAAAAUUUUAUAUAAAAUACUUCUUAAUAAUAUAUGAUUUUAUGAUUAUUGAAUUUUGUUACACACGUACACAUACGCUGGUUGUGAUUAAAUAACUAAAUUAUUAUAAGUUAAAUAAAUUCAUAUUUAUGAGCGAUCGAAAUAUGUUUGAGUUAUUCGUAUUUCAGACUCAAAUUAAUAACAAGUGUUUCACAUCACUUUCGACAUUAAUAUAAAUUUCUGAUUUAGCAUUAAUUACAUUAACAAUCUAUAAAAUGUAUUAU